GCUGUAAAAUAAAUUGACAGUUUAACUAGCACGUACCGACCUAUACUUCAGUAAACAACAGUUAAUGUGCGUGUGUUCAAAAUACAGUGUUUUCAAGAUAAAAUUGUGCUUGUUUUUGUAAUUACAAUGGACAGCUUAGCAUUUAGCACGAAAAAUGUAAACACAAAGGAUCGCGAUGAUAGAUUCGUGCUGCCUCGAGACUACAUCAGCGAGAUGCGACGGCGAUCGUGGCAUGCUGGCGACACUAACUCCUUAGACUUUAACUAUUCGAUCGGUGAAAAUUUGAAACGUAGAAAAUUCGUAAACCAUUUGGACAAAUCACUUGGCAUGCACAAGGGUCCUGGCAAACAAUUGGUCCAACUUUGGCCGUGCAAUCCGAGGAAGAAGAGCUAUUUGUCGACUGCAGACAGUGUACUGGACCUACCCACGUAUAGCGCUGCUACUUUUCCAGAGCUGUUAGACUGGAGCAAGGACAACGUGCUGGUGGCGGCUCUGGGCAGCAGCUACCACAAGUGGAGCUGGAACAGCCAGGACCUCGUCAGCCGCGUGUUCACGCGCUACGAGAUCCAGUCCUGCAAGUUUGACCCUCGAGGGGAACUCUUGCUUCUCGGCACACACAUGCAAAGAGUAGAAAUUCACAACAAUGCUCGAAACAAGCGCGUGGAUGUGGUUCUGUGUGAAGGAGAACGGUUAAUCAGUGCCCACAAACAUAAGAGUGAAGUGCACUUCUGUUCCGUCACCGCCCUCGACUGGAGUCCCACUGGCAACUCCUUCGUAAUGGGCUGUUCUUUCGGCGUAGUGAUGUCGGUCACUCGCUGUGCAAAAGUAAUCAACUUAAACCGCGUGGUCCACGAGCCGAUCUACCUCGUGCGAGUGUCGCCCGACACUCGCUUCGUCGCCGUGUGCGCCGUCAACUCCGCGGCGGUCCUACUGCUCACCUGGCCAGCUCUGAAGAAGUACUCCAGAUUCGACGCUGACUGGAUGGUAAAGACAAUAACUUGGCACCCGUGGCGCAGCGCGCUGCUGGCUGUGGGUGCGGUGACGGCGGAGCUGCAGGCGGGCGUCGCCGUGUUCCACGCGCCCACAUGCGGCGCGCGCGAGCGAGGGCUGGCACCGCGCCCCUACAGCCUCGACGCGAUGCUGUUCAGCCAGCGCAGCGGCGAGCUCGUCGCCAGCCUGUGGAACACUGAAAACGUGGGGCGAAAGAUCUGUUCCCAACUGGUGGUGUUCGGUGACCCCGAGACCGUGGUGGACCAGUGGGGCGACGGCCCGCGCUGGCCCGACCGAGUGCGAACCAUGGUCUUCAACCCCGAUGGGACCAAGCUCGCUACGGCGACCCUGGACGAGGAUUUGAUAAUCUGGAACUUUCUCCCAGAAGAUAAGAGAGACAAGAAGACGAAGCGCAAACGGUUCUUAGCUCUGCCGGUUCUACACGACAUGGCAUCGAUGGGCUUGUCUGUCCGAUGAAUAUUAUCUAUAGAGAAAGAGCCUGUGAGGGUCAGACUUUCGUUAUUUUAUAAAAGUUGAAAGUUUCACUGCGCAUUGUCCCCAAUACAGCGAGGAACGAUCACUGACUGUGAAGUUCAAAUCAUGCUAUUAGUUGGGUUGCCACGAUACUAAGUGUCUGGCAAUGCAUUAUAAUUCUAAUAUUAUUCCAAAGUAAAAGUUUAAAAAACUAGCUAAUGCCCACGACCUCAUUCCCGUUUUCAUUAGGUUUUUAUAAUCCCGUAGGAACUUAUCGAUUUUCCGGGAUAAAAAGUAGCCUAUGUCACUCUCUAUGUCUUUAACUAUAUCCAUGCAAAAAUCACGCCGAUUUGUUGCUCCGUUGCGGCGUGGUUGAAGGACAAGCCAACAAACCAAUAAACCAACAAACAGACACACUUCCGCAUUUAUAAUAUGGGUACUGAUUAAACUUUAUACUGUAACGAAAGAUUUUAUACGUCUUUGCUACCUGUUAUCUGCCAAAGCCACCAUUAUCCAAACUUCAUAGUCGCUGAUCGUUCCUCUCUGUGCUGGGGACAAUGCCCAUAGAAAUUUUCAGCUUUUAUAAAAUAAUGAAGGUCUGGCUCUCACGGGCUUUUAGUCCAUUAUUAUUGUUUUGCUUUUAAGAAUCAUAGUCUAAUGGAUGUAAUUAGUAUUGUUAUGCUUUAGGAAGUCACUGGAUGUACUUCAUCCUAAUUAUUUUGGUUUUCAUUAAAGUUUCUAUUUUAUUUUU
Molecule: messenger RNA, 2215 nt
Organism: Maniola jurtina (meadow brown)
Lineage: Eukaryota; Metazoa; Arthropoda; Insecta; Lepidoptera; Nymphalidae
Gene: cort
Product: protein cortex
Exons: 9
Coding region: 127-1467 (446 amino acids)
Biological process (GO): anaphase-promoting complex-dependent catabolic process; positive regulation of anaphase-promoting complex-dependent catabolic process; positive regulation of ubiquitin protein ligase activity
Cellular component (GO): anaphase-promoting complex
Molecular function (GO): ubiquitin ligase activator activity; anaphase-promoting complex binding; protein binding
Source: RefSeq, a predicted model, not a curated record